CGCCCCUCCAAACACCAUCGCGCCAGACAGCGCUGACGCAGGCGAAGCGCCGCGGUAAACAGGAGAAGGUCUUGGCACCUCCCACUCCACGGCGUGAGCGUUUCAUGGGCUUCCCUUCUUUUGCUUUCGGGCAGGAGAAGCGGUUUCCCCUUUUUUUGAUGCGCCUGCGCGCUGGCCUUACAUCCGGGCAUUGGGGCAGGAUGAAUGCUCCUUUCCAAGAUGGCGGCGGAGGGAGGAGGGAAGGAGAUGAACGAGAUUAAGACCCAGUUUACCACCCGCGAGGGGCUGUACAAGCUGCUGAGCCACUCGGAGUACAGCCGGCCCAACAGGGUGCCCUUCAAUUCGCAGGGCUCCAACCCCGUCCGCGUCUCCUUCGUCAACGUCAACGACCAGAGUGGCAACGGCGACCGGCUCUGCUUCAAUGUGGGCCGGGAGCUGUACUUCUAUAUUUACAAGGGGGUCCGCAAGGCUGCUGACUUGAGUAAACCAAUAGAUAAAAGAAUAUACAAAGGAACACAACCUACGUGUCAUGACUUCAAUCAUUUAACAGCCACGGCAGAAAGUGUUUCUCUACUAGUGGGCUUCUCUGCAGGUCAGGUGCAACUUAUAGAUCCUAUUAAAAAAGAAACUAGCAAAUUAUUUAAUGAGGAGAGACUAAUAGACAAGUCCAGAGUUACUUGUGUAAAAUGGGUGCCCGGUUCAGAAAGUCUCUUCCUAGUAGCUCAUUCCAGUGGUAAUAUGUACUUGUAUAAUGUGGAACACAAUUGUGGUACCACAACCCCACACUAUCAGCUACUUAAACAAGGAGAAAGUUUUGCAGUCCAUACAUGCAAGAGCAAAUCUACACGAAACCCUUUGCUUAAAUGGACAGUAGGUGAGGGUGCCCUAAAUGAAUUUGCCUUUUCCCCAGAUGGGAAAUUCUUGGCAUGCGUAAGCCAGGAUGGCUUUCUUCGUGUUUUUAACUUUGAUUCAGUGGAGUUGCACGGUACAAUGAAAAGCUACUUUGGAGGACUGCUAUGUGCCUGUUGGAGCCCAGAUGGAAAAUACAUUGUAACUGGUGGAGAGGAUGACUUGGUGACUGUCUGGUCUUUUGUGGACUGUCGAGUGAUAGCUAGAGGCCACGGACACAAAUCCUGGGUCAGUGUUGUGGCCUUUGAUCCAUAUACCACUAGUGUAGAAGAAAGUGAUCCAAUGGAAUUUAGUGGCAGUGAUGAGGAUUUCCAAGACCUUCUUCAUUUUGGAAGAGAUCGAGCAAAUAGCACGCAAUCUAGGUUAUCAAAAAGGAACUCUACUGACAGUCGCCCAGUAAGUGUAACAUAUAGGUUUGGUUCAGUGGGCCAGGACACACAGCUAUGUUUAUGGGACCUAACAGAAGACAUCCUCUUCCCACACCAACCCCUCUCAAGAGCAAGGACACACACAAAUGUAAUGAAUGCCACAAGUCCACCUGCAGGAAGUGGAGGAACUAACCCAGGCAGUAAUGGAAACAGCAUCACAACACCUGGGAACUCUGUGCCCCCUCCUCUUCCACGGUCAAAUAGCCUUCCACAUUCUGCAGUCUCCAAUUCUGGUAGUAAAAGCAGUGUCAUGGAUGGUGCCAUUGCCUCUGGUGUUAGUAAGUUUGCAACCUUAUCACUACAUGACCGGAAGGAAAGACACCAUGAAAAAGAUCACAAAAGAAACCAUAGUAUGGGACAUAUAUCUAGUAAGAGCAGUGACAAACUGAACCUAGUUACUAAAACCAAAACAGACCCAGCAAAAACUUUGGGAACACCUCUGUGUCCCAGAAUGGAAGAUGUUCCUUUGUUAGAGCCUCUUAUCUGUAAAAAGACAGCACACGAAAGACUGACUGUGUUAAUUUUUCUUGAAGACUGUAUAGUCACUGCUUGUCAGGAGGGAUUUAUUUGCACAUGGGCAAGGCCUGGUAAAGUGCACUUUCUCUGUAUUUGGGCCAGAGCCCAAAAGAGCUCCUAUAGACUCUGAAGACGAAAUUCUACAUUACAAUUGAACUUGAAUCUUCAUCAAUACUAAGGGUUUAAUGCCAUCCCAAAACCAGGCCAAUUCUCCAAGUGGAACUGUAGUAUAGCCAUCACACUCCUGCUAGCAAAUCUUUGAACACUGAACAAGAAGUAAUGACAAUGGAACCAGGAGCUGCUGUUCAGCCAGGGAGCACCACAAAUUCUUAAAGUCAGAGUGUAAACUUGGAGUUAUGUGAAUCACAUAGUGUUUUACAAAAAUAAUAAUGUAAUGACUUCUUUUUACAGCUAAUAUUUUAGGCUGUUUGCCCAAAGAAGAAUUUUGCUUAAAAAUACUUCUUUUGGUGUUGCAAUUAAAAAUAGUACAACUUUUUUCCAGUUUCUUUAUACUUCUCAGUGUAAUUUAAUUAUGUGUCUAUAUCCAUAUAGAUAGCUGUAAAAUAAAAUGUUUCUUAAAUCCAAGUAAGUUUAAUUGUUAUAUAAAUUAGAACUUCACUGUUGGGUUUUUUGCACUGAUUUUUUUUUAACCAGCAAUGGUUAACCAAGAAUGCCUCAUGGGAAAUUAAAGUCAUUACUUUCUGGCUUCACAAAUGUAAUUCAGGAAGAUGGAUGCUGCAAUCAUAGAGGGUUUUAUAUAAAAAGAUUGUUUGCACUUAGAUAGCUUAAUGCUAGUAGAAAAUUACUUUUCAUUGGGGGUUUGGACACCCUCUAAAGCUAUGAUAUGGAGAAAAGGAUCCUUUGUAUCAAACAUUUUAUUUUAAUAAUGUUUUGAGCUACAAUCAGUCUGUAUUAUAUAUGUAAAUAAUGUAAUUCGGUGAUGGGGGAAAUGAGUCAUUACACUAGUAAUUUUCAUUUAGGAAAGUGAUAUUUCUAAUUCAGAAAAUACAUAUUAAACUAUCUUGAAUAUGCAGUUUUGUUUAUGUUCUGUUUAAAUUAUACCAACUGUGAUGUAAUUUUUGAUGUAAUACUGGCAUGGAUAUGGUUUAUCUUUGUAAAACAGCCGUUUUGAAAAACACUCAGGUCAGAUUCACUACCUAUUGAACCAGGCCUUACUCUUUAUUAUAAGAUGGUUUCAUUGCCUUGCACUUUAUUCAAAAACAGUUUUUUCCUCUGGCUGUUCUUCAGAACACUAUAUAAAAUUAGCCUAAUUUUUAAUAAAUACUAGUCAUUUAACAAUGGUACUAUCCACUUUUAUGUAUUAGAAAUGCAUAGUUUAGCAUCUCUUAAUACUGCUACAUACUCUUAAAUGCUGACUUAAAAUUACUGUAACAAAAUGAAAUAGGUUGAUAAAAUAGAUUGCGCCAAAGCACAGAGUAUUUGUUUCUGAGAAAAACUGAUGCCUUGUGUGGGAGAAUAGAUUUGAGAAUCUACAUAACAAACUCCUGCUUUCUCCGUUACUAUUAAACUGAUUUU
Rhineura floridana is the source of this 3389-nucleotide messenger RNA. RefSeq names its product WD repeat domain 20 (gene WDR20). Bases 205 to 1983 code for a protein of 592 amino acids. Gene Ontology annotation, molecular function: protein binding. The transcript is spliced from 5 exons. The record is from RefSeq and is a predicted model, not a curated record. Lineage: Eukaryota; Metazoa; Chordata; Lepidosauria; Squamata; Rhineuridae.